Molecule: messenger RNA, 1731 nt
Organism: Pedinophyceae sp. YPF-701
Lineage: Eukaryota; Viridiplantae; Chlorophyta; Pedinophyceae
Source: the annotation of a GenBank genome assembly
AUGGCGAUGACGGCGGAGGGCCAUCCAGUAGCUAGGGCGGAGCAGUUCCAGCUGAUCACGCUCCUCGGGCGUGGUUCGUACGGGAGCGUGUACAAGGCGAAGAACACGGACACUGGGGACUUCGUUGCCAUCAAGGUCAUCCCCACGUCGCUGGCGGACUCGGGGGCGGCGGCGACGGUGCGCAAGGAGAUCGAGAUCCUGAAGGACUGCAACCACCCGAACGUGGUGCGGUACCACGGUUCGUUCCAGGCGCUGGACUCGCUGUGCAUCGUGAUGGAGUACUGCGGCGGCGGGAGCGUGUCGGACAUCAUGCACGCCAACGGGAAGAACCUGACCGAGGAGCAGAUCCGGUACAUCAUCUACGAGUCGUUCAAGGGCAUCGCGUACCUGCACAGCAUCGGGCGCAUCCACCGCGACAUCAAGUGCGGCAACAUUCUGCUCACCGAGGACGGGCGCGUCAAGCUGGCCGACUUCGGCGUGAGCGCGGAGCUGUCGAGCACGAUGACCAAGCGCAACACGUUCAUCGGGACGCCGCACUGGAUGGCGCCCGAGGUCAUCCAGGAGUCGCGCUACGACGGCAAGGUGGACGUGUGGGGCCUGGGCAUCUGCGUGAUCGAGAUGGCCGAGCGGGAGCCCCCGCGGUGGGACGUGCACCCGAUGAAGGUCAUCUUCCUGAUCAGCAAGGACGAGCCGCCGAGCUUCAAGGACCGCGACAAGUGGGGGCGCACCAUGCACAACUUCGUCCAGCAGUGCCUCACCAAGGACCCCCGGAAGCGCCCCACCGCCUCCAGCAUGCUCCAGCACCGCUUCCUCGCCGGCACCGACAAGGACGCGCCCACCAUCCGCGGCAAGCUCCGCCCGCUCAUCACCACGUGCAGCAAGGCCCUCAACGCCAAACCCCUCCCCUCCCAGGUGGCCUCGGGCCUCCUCGGCAACGUGCUCAGCAACGCCGAGUCCGCGCCGCGCGCGUCCGGGACCGUCCUCGUCGAGGACAACACCACGAGCUUCGGCGACGCCGGCGCGGGCGCGGCGCGGGCGCGGCGGGCGGGCGGCGGGCCCACGCACGCGCGGCACGGCACCAUGGUGCAGCACGACGGCACCGUGGUCGCGCCGGGCGGCACCGUGGCCGCGUCGGUCAGCAGCGGCGGCGAGGGCGGCGGGGACUACUUCGCGGCGAUCUCGGCGGCCGCGGCGGAGCGCGAGUCGGAGCCCUUCAAGAAGGCGGCGGACAAGCGGGCCAAGGAGCAGAUGAGCAAGACGCGGCAGCAGCGGGACCACCUGCGGGCGAUCUACGAGCGCGGGGGGGUGAUCUCGAUACCGUUCCUGCGGGCGCGCGAGGUGCCGCCGCUGGCGCUGCUGGGGUGGGGCACCGCGGGGGCGGUGGGGCCGGGGGGCGCGGCGGGGGCGCCGUUCGCGCUGGAGCUGGGCACGCUGAUGGACGCCGUCGAGAUGGACGAGGAGGCGGGCGGGCGGAGCGACUCGCGCUCGGUGUCGUCGCUCGGGGGCGGCACGCACCAGUCGGACGCCGCGGGGGGCGCCAAGCGCCCGCUGCCCGCCAAGGUCGUGCGGCAGCUCCAGGCGAACCCCGCGCUGCUGAACCUCGCACGCGCGCUCGCGUACAAGCGGCGGAUCGUGGCGGACCUGCCGCUGCCGCCGGACCAGGUCCGCAGCGUGUCGGACCAGGCAGCCGACAUCGCCGACACGCUUCGGGUCGCGCUCAGCACGCAGUGA